CGCUGAAGGAAGAAGAGAAUGGCCGAGACAAAGAGAAUGUCACAUUCAGAGAUAACAACAAUGGCAAAGUAUUGUGCUAAGUAUAAUUCCAUGGAAAACAGGUCACGGAGGUUUACUUUCACUUGUAAGAAUGGAAGAUAAUUUCUGUCCAGCUAGCUUAGUUAGCUCCUGUGAGUCUGCUGCCUGAGACUUGAUUAGUCACUUGCCUUCACGCAAUAAGUCUACAAAAGUCAUAUUCGUGGUAUAACCUUGACGGAAUGUUCUCACCUGGAAUUCACCACCUGGCCGCCAUCUUGAAGCGGGCAACAUCGCCAUCUAGUGGCAGAUCAAUGAAGUGUCAGCAUCUUAACUUUAUUAAAGGCCUACUGAAACCCACACAAUACGAAGGUCCUGCAGUCCUGGGUUCAAAUCCAGGCUCGGGAUCUUUCUGUGUGGAGUUUGCAUGUUCUCCCCGUGAGUGCGUGGGUUCCCUCCAGGUACUCCGGCUUCCUCCCACCUCCAAAGACAUGCACCUGGGGAUAGGUUGAUUGGCAACACUAAAUUGGCCCUAGUGUGUGAAUGUUGUCUAUCUGUGUUGGCCCUGCGAUGAGGUGGCGACUUGUCCAGGGUGUACCCCGCCUUCCGCCCGAUUGUAGCUGAGAUAGGCGCCAGCGACCCCCAAAAAAGGGAAUAAGCGGUAGAAAAUGGAUGGAUGGGAUGAAACCCACUACUACCCACCACGCAGCCUGAUAGUUUGUAUAUCAAUUAUGAAAUAUUAACAUUGCAACACAUGCCAAUACGGCCUUUUUAGUUUACUAAAUUACAAUUUUAAAUUUCCCGGGAGUUUUGUCUUGAAAACGUCGCGUAAUGAUGAGGUGUACGCAAGACGUCACGGGUUUUUAGGAAGUAUGAGCGCUGCACACACACACAGCUAAAAGUCGUCUGCUUUAACGGCAUAAUUACACAGUAUUUUGGAGAACUGUGUUGCUGAGUCUUUUGCAAUUUGUUCAAUUAAUAUUGGAGAAGUCAAAGUAGAAAGAUGGAGUUGGGAAGCUUUAGCUUUUAGCCACACAAACACACGGUGAUUCCUUGUUUAAAAUUCACGGAGUUGAAACUUUCCUAUGGAUACAGCGGACAUGGAUCCAGACCACAUGUCAACCAGCAGGUUUCGGUGAGAAAAUUGUGGUUGAAAAGUCGCCACCUACCGGAUAUCAGCUGCCGUCGACAUCCCCGAGACACUGCGCGUCAACACCCGGCCGUGGAGACACACCGCCGACUAUCAGGCGCAAGAAAAGGUCCACAAAAUGCAAAAAGUGGUCUUCCAGUAUGGACAAGAGCUCAGAGGGGAGCCUGAAGUACUUGAGGAGACGCUUGGACCAGAUGGGCUACAAACAACACCUUGGACUGGACUCUGUGCCGCUGGUCUCCAAAGUCUUGAGUGACCUGGUGCACACCACCGUGAGUCUGCGUAACGCCAAGCUGUCUGCAGGGAAGAAGACCCACAGUCAUGUCCAACUGGAGACCUGGUCAGACACGUCAAGGGCUGCUGUGUCCACUAGGCUGGACUGUGGAGACCAUGUCCAUGCAGGUGUUGCUAGGAGAGACAAGACCACACAGACUGAUGAAGACCUGCCUCGUCCUCCUCCAUCGCUUGAUGGCGGCGACCAAGCGGUGCUGGCAGACAGCAGGACGGUCGCUCAGCAGGAAGACGUCGACAAAGUCCCGUCUGAGUUGGAAGAACCGUCCCAGCACGUCCGACUGCUCAACAGCCGAGUGGAGGAGCUGCAGGUGAGCAAGCAGAGGCUGGAGCAGGAAGUGCAGAGGCUGACCUCAAAGCACCAGGAUGUGAGUCGGCAACUGGCGCGCAAGGACGCCAUCUUGUGUCAGAUGGAGCUGGCCAAGCAGCAGGUGGAGAACAUGGCCUGGAUGAAGUUGUCUGCCUCCAAGGAAGUCAUUCUUCGGCAACAGGAAGUCAUGAAAGAUCUGCACGAUAACUUGACCCUACUGAGAGAGCAGGAGAAGAUGUUUGCAGAAGAAGGUGUGAGGGAGCAGGUGGAAGGUGAAGAUGACACCCCCUUCCUGGAGGAGGAGAGAAGUGGUGUGCAGGACAAGAUAGUGACAGGCAAAAAUUUGGUGCUGGAGUUGGAGGCCAUGCGAUCCCAAGAUGGCGACUGCGGAAGUCCAAGUGUGGACGAUGCGAUGAAGAGUGAGGAUGAGGCAAGGGAUCAGGACCAGCAGACGACAGAAUGUUCCAGAAGUUUCACCUCCAGUCCUCUUCAGGGCAAAAAGGCCAAGUUUGUACUUGCAGCAACAUUCAACUGUGAUCAAAAGUGAUGCCUCUGGUGUGUUUCCAACCAAUAAACAUCCUCCAUUAAAACCCAGGUGUCUCACUAAAAACGUUGUCAGCGACCCCCCGAGGCGGAACUUUUCAUCCCAAGAAGGUAAACAAGAGAGUUUUGUCCCAACAGAACUAUUCAUCCAUCCUUGUUCUACCACUUGUCCCUCUCGGGGUGGCAAGUGGGUUGGAGCCGAUCCCAGUUGCAC
Molecule: messenger RNA, 2523 nt
Organism: Nerophis ophidion (straightnose pipefish)
Lineage: Eukaryota; Metazoa; Chordata; Actinopteri; Syngnathiformes; Syngnathidae
Product: centrosomal protein of 135 kDa-like
Exons: 10
Coding region: 1306-2313 (335 amino acids)
Source: RefSeq, a predicted model, not a curated record